This is a messenger RNA of Pogonomyrmex barbatus (red harvester ant), 3300 nucleotides long. Its product is annotated as protein KATNIP homolog. Lineage: Eukaryota; Metazoa; Arthropoda; Insecta; Hymenoptera; Formicidae. The record is from RefSeq and is a predicted model, not a curated record.
GUGUGUGUGUGUGUGUGUGUGUGUGUGUGUGUGUGUGGAGCGUCAUGUGUAUGUAUGUAAAUAACGUAAUAACGAUAUGUAUACAAUGUACAGUAUCAACAUUGUAAAAUAUUAUUAAAAAUCUCGAUGUAACGAUAAAGGACAUAAGUUUGCGAUAUGUAUGUAUUGUAAUAUCGCAAGAAGCAAAGUACAAAACGAUUAUCAGUUAUGAGUUAUUCACUAUCUAUUUUUGUCAUUGUAUAAUCCGCGGACCAAAGCGUCAUGGGGUAACGUAUAAUAUUGCUGACAUUGAAAUAUGCUUCCUGACAUGAGGAUGUAUUGAUAAUGAAAAAUAAAGAAUUAUAUAUUGGCCAAGAACUGCUUUUCUUUUUCAUGACAAAAAUGGCUUUUCAUGUUAGAGGUGAUGACAAUCGCGCGUGCGCGUUAAUCGUAAUGUAAUUUUAAAUAAUGUGCACACAUUUACACUACAAGAUUUCCAUGGUAACAAUGGCAAACAAAACGCGAGAAUCGUACGAGCCGACAAUGAAUAAAUAUCUUUCACCAGUCAUUAUCAUCUUGAGUAACUAAUUAACCUGUGCAACACAGUCAUGAAAAUUAAUAUAUUACAUGUGUGAUUUAGAUCCAUUUUUAUGAAGCCAUUUUUAUCAUAAAGGUAUACGAGUUAUACAGCGUAAGGUGAUAUAUUGUCAGUGACAAUCUAAAUAAAUAGGUAUGGAUGAUGUUACGUAUGAUGAAACAAAAAGUAAGACUGUAUCUCUGCCUGCCGAUGCGCUUAAAAUGCCAUCGUGGCUGGUAGAAAUGACUGACAACAUAGAAAAACUGAAUAUAAAUAAUGAUGUCAAAUUGUUACAAAUGGAAACAUUUUUAAUUGAUAAUAAGCAUCGUUUAGAGAAUAUCACUUUCAAAGAAGAGGAUGACACUACUCAACCUAGUACGAGCUUAAGUGAUCUUUACAUCGAUGCCAGUAUUAAAUUGCAAGCAUCCGCAAGCAAAUCACUGCCAAAUACACCAAAGAACGAACCUGUUCAACUUAAACGAAGAAGAAUACGUGCCUGUUCUGCCAUUGUGAAUGCAAAACAUCGUACACAGAAUGAUUAUAAUGGAUUGGAUGCAUAUUUAGAAAGAAAACAGAUGGAAAAACACGACAAUAGCCUAACACACUCUAUAAAUUAUAGCGAUAAUAAAACUUAUGACAAGGAAUCUUAUUUUAAAUAUUUUACAAAUGUUGAGAAUGAUGUAGAUGUACGAUUACAUUUAUCAGAUAAUCCAGAUGAUUGUUCCAGUAUAUCAUUUAGUACACAAAACGAAGGAAAGCCGGAAUUGUUAUCCGAUCAAGAAACUGUUAAAUCUUUUAUCUUGCAUGAAGACGAUUUUGCCAAAUGUUUAAAUCAUUUGUCAAAUAAUUAUUUGCCAGCAGAUCAACUCUGCAAAAACUUUAUUAUUCCUGAACUACCAUCCGGAGACUCGUUGGUCAUUGAUAUUCUUUCCACUUGGGGCGACAAGCAUUACGUAGGCCUCAAUGGCAUUGAAAUUUUUUCAAAUACUGGAGAACCAGCUAGAAUAAAGAAGAUACAUGCACAUACGACAACCAUUAAUCAAUCAGUAGAUGAUGAUCAUCCUUAUGUUAUAAAUAACUUAAUUAAUGGUAUUAAUCGAACAAGAGAUGAUGCGAAUUUAUGGCUAACACCUUAUUCAAAUGGUGACCAUCAUUACGUUUACAUAAUAUUUGAAUUCACGAUUACUAUAGCAAUGAUCAGGAUAUGGAACUACAAUAAAUCUAGAAUACAUUCCUUUAGAGGAGCCAAAGACGUUAUUAUUAAACUGAACGAUAUUGUAAUCUUUUACGGAGAAAUUGCUAAAGCUUCGGGAGAUGAUAUAGGUAGCCUCGAUUCUUUUGGCGAUACUAUAUUAUUUACGACGGAUGAAAAUAUUCUGGAACUGAUAUCAAAACAUGAUAAUACGUUCAUAGAAUUCAAUAAUGGGAUAUCAGAUUACGAAGAGAAAGAAAUAAUCCGCCCGAUAACAGCGACAAUCGGCAAUGAUAUCACUUCAGCGAGACAUAAAAAUAAUGAUGCUAUCCAGAGCUCUCCUAACUUAUCUCUUCGUCUCAAUAGCAAAAUGCACGAUAGUUGUACCGCUCUGUCUUGCAGAGAGAUUCAGCUAAUUAUAAUUUCUAAUUGGGGUUUACAGCAUUUGAUUGGUCUUACAGGUAUUGAAUUAAUUGGGGAUCAAGGCGUUGCAGUGCCAUUAGUAAAUGCCACCUUACAUUGCGAUGUGAAUGAUACACAUUUAACGAGACUGAUCGACGGACAUAAUGUUACGACCGAGAUGGAUCAUAUGUGGCUGGCAGAUGUAACGCCAAAUAAAAGGAUUACUAUAACUCUUACUUUCGAUACGGAUAUAUAUCCAACAGGAAUGCGCAUUUGGAAUUACAAUGCAUCCUUGGAAUUAUCUUAUUGCGGGGUGAAACAGUUAUUAAUCAAAUUAGACGGUAAAUCAUUACAUGAGGAGAAUUCCGAUGGCUUCUUAUUGAGACGCGCGCCGGGAUCUUGCCAUUAUGACUUUGUCCAAGAAAUUAAUUUCCUUCAUAGUAAUCUACCCACUCAAGAAUAUUUUUCGGAUCGUAUCAACGAUUCGAUUAAAUCGUCUGAAGAAUUCGUGUCUUUGGAUUCAAACUACGAAGCACCAACGAUGCCGCAAGGAUUCGUUUAUCAAAUAAUUAUUUUCUCCACAUGGGGUGACUCUUAUUACGUUGGUCUUAAUGGAAUACAAAUAUAUGAUAAUUAUGGAAAUGAAAUCAAAUUAACUACAGAUAAUAUAGCUGCAUUUCCUGAAAGCGUUAAUAUAAUAGAAGGAAUAGAUAAUGACAUUCGUACACCAGACAAACUUAUCGAUGGAAUAAAUAACACUCAGGAUGGACGACAUGCCUGGCUAGCUCCUAUACUUCCUGGACAAACAAAUCGUGUGUAUCUGAUAUUUUAUCAUCCCAUUACGGUAUCAAUGAUCAAAAUCUGGAAUUAUGGGAAAACACCACAAAGGAGAGUCAAAGAAUUUGCAAUAUUGGUAGACGACUUGUUAGUUUACAAUGGAACAUUGGACAAGCACAAUUCAUACGGAUUGGUGACUUUUGUAAAGGAAAACACUAAUGACGAGAAUUUAGUGAAUCGUUCGGAGCAGGAGAGUCGCCUUUUAAACUUACGAAGAAAUACCUCAGGAACUAAUUCAUUACCAGACCCAUCUCUUCGUCCACAUACAUCUUUACAAUUUAAUAAUCUCUCGUCAUGGUACAAAUAUUUUUAA